Molecule: messenger RNA, 2041 nt
Organism: Symsagittifera roscoffensis
Lineage: Eukaryota; Metazoa; Xenacoelomorpha; Acoela; Convolutidae
Product: 5-aminolevulinate synthase, erythroid-specific, mitochondrial-like
Exons: 7
Coding region: 29-1843 (604 amino acids)
Biological process (GO): heme biosynthetic process
Cellular component (GO): mitochondrion; mitochondrial matrix
Molecular function (GO): 5-aminolevulinate synthase activity; pyridoxal phosphate binding
Source: RefSeq, a predicted model, not a curated record
UUUCAAAAAUCAACCAUUAUUGGGGAGCAUGAUAACUUUCAGAGUAACAAAAAUGGAACAGCUAAUUAAACAUUGCCCAUUUGUGUCACGAUUACCUACCAAUUACAUUCGCAAAGUGAAUUGCUAUCUGCCGAAGUAUGCAGAAAUAUGUCCUGUCAUGUCGAAGAUCAUGGAUCACAACGGAGACUCAGAUGCUACCAGUCAGAAGAAGUUCGAGACCGGCCUCGACUCAAUCCAGUCCGCUUCCGAUCAACUAGCGAAGCUGCACAACCAGUACGGAAUCAAAUUCGACACUGCUGACAAAAACAUUGAGGCAUCCAAAUGUCCUAUGAUGAAGGGACUGCGUGGGAAUUCACAAGGGGCCAAUGAGCAUAAGUUCCCAGUGGUGAAGAAAGUGUGUGAUGAAAUGCGACAGCAGAACAGUAGACUACCGAAGUUUGGGGAUAUCGACUACGAACAGGUGAUGCAGAAACACAUCGAAAUAAAGAAAAAUGACCACUCCUACAGGUUUUUCAAAUCCGUUGAGAGACAGGCUGGAAUCCAUCCGAUUGCAUUUGAACAUGAGAAGAGCGUACCAGUUUGGAACGCAAUGAAAUCUCAGAAUGAGGAAAUCAUGGACGGGAUUCGAGACACUCGAGACAUAACUGUGUGGUGCAGCAAUGACUACUUGGGAAUGACUUCUCACCCCAAGGUCGUCGAGGCGGCAACUGCUGCCAUUAAUCUACACGGAUCGGGUGCGGGAGGCACCAGGAAUAUUUCGGGAACCACUCCCUAUCAUUACAUGUUAGAAGCUGAACUGGCGGAUCUGCAUCAGAAAGAGGCAGCUUUGAUCUUCACUUCGUGUUAUGUUGCGAAUGACACGACUUUGUUCACACUUCCGAAAUUGCUGCCUGGGUGUGAAAUCUAUUCUGACGAAGGCAACCAUGCAUCAAUGAUCCAAGGCAUCCGCAACAGCAGGGCACCCAAGUACAUCUUCAAGCACAAUGACCCUCAACAUCUGGAGGAGCUGCUGUCCAAAGCAGACCCAUCCACUCCCAAAGUGGUCGCAUUCGAGUCAGUGCACUCUAUGGACGGAAGUAUCUGUGACCUGCACGAGAUGUGUGACGUAGCUCACAAGUAUGGAGCCCUGACUUUCGUGGAUGAAGUGCAUGCAGUGGGUCUGUAUGGGGAAAGAGGGGCGGGCAUAGGGGAGAGAGACAAGGCACUCCACAAGAUUGACAUCCUAUCGGGAACCCUUGGCAAGGCAUUUGGCAACAUUGGAGGAUACAUCGCGGCCAACGCAUCACUCAUCGACGCUAUCCGAAGUUACGGCUCGGGCUUCAUCUUCACAACAUCUCUACCUCCCUCGGUACUCUACGGCGCAAUCACGGCCAUCCGAAUACUAAAAGGAGAGGAGGGACAGGAGUUACGUAAUAGGCAACAGGAGAACGUCAAGUUGUUACGUAAUAAGCUGCUGCAUUCUGGGCUGCCUGUGAUCGAUGCGCCCAGUCAUAUCAUACCUAUUCAUGUAGGAAAUCCGGAAGCGUGCACUCGAGUUUCAGACUACCUUUUGGACAAAUACGGAAUCUAUAUUCAAGCUAUCAACUAUCCUACUGUGGCAAGGGGAACUGAGAGACUUCGAAUUGCCCCCUCGCCUCUUCAUACGGAGGAAAUGAUGGAUGAAUUGGUAGGGGCUCUAUUUGAGACUUGGGUCGAGAAUAGACUGCCGCUUGACCUACCAAUGUGUCCGGCAAAUGGGUGCGACUUCUGCCGUGACAAGGCAGAGGAAUCGUCUUGCAGCUUCAGGGCUAGUAACGAGUCACAAAUGCAUAAUGAAGGCGGUGGUAUUCAAGUGUCAGCUUGAAUGAUAAAUUAACUCCUGAAUUGCACGCACUAUUACAAAAAUUGACAAGACUUACCUAACCAGUAGUUUGCAUAAUAUAUGCUUGACUGCCGUCAAAAUCAGGAAAUGGCGUUCCAGACUAAACUGAAAAAUGUUUUAUCCAAAAUAAGUAAUGAAUGUUCUAUAUUUUAAAAGCACAGAAUUGAACCAAGUUUUUGA